This is a messenger RNA of Trichomycterus rosablanca, 5724 nucleotides long. RefSeq names its product coiled-coil domain-containing protein 186 (gene ccdc186). Lineage: Eukaryota; Metazoa; Chordata; Actinopteri; Siluriformes; Trichomycteridae. Gene Ontology annotation, molecular function: small GTPase binding. Gene Ontology annotation, biological process: vesicle cytoskeletal trafficking. Gene Ontology annotation, cellular component: trans-Golgi network. The record is from RefSeq and is a predicted model, not a curated record. Bases 106 to 2964 code for a protein of 952 amino acids. The transcript is spliced from 16 exons.
CGCGACGGGAGCGAACGUGAAACCGGUGGGGACACAGGCCUGUGACUGGUUCUAUAACUGUCGCAUUUAUGGAUUUAACAUAAAGGUUUGGAGUUUCAAGAGAGCAUGGAGCAGACUGACUGUCAGGGAGAACGAGACCCCUCCCUUGUCCUGCCUGAGCCCAGCUCGGUGCCCACUGUGUCAUCAGACGCUAUCAGUGAUGGUAAUCUACUGGAGUUAAAAGGAGUGGAGGAUGAUUUUGCUUCAGGGGACGGUGACAGUGAACAGGACAGUGUGUUGGACAGCAGUGGUACCAACAAGGUGGAGCAAAGGCUGGAACUUCACACACCAGAUCAGGAAGAAAAGCAUAGAGAGGAUGGACAGGGGGAUGGCAACACCAGCUGUGACAGUGGAACAUCAUCUAUGGAUGAUUCCAGGACUCCGACAGUACCUCCCAAUGGACUUGAAGAGCCAUUGCCUGUUGUUUUGGAUAGUACACAAGAGGUUUUGCCCGAAAGUACUCAAAAGGAGCCAAAUGAACUCUCUUCUAAUGUCCCAAAAGAUGUAACUCUGAAAGGCGUAGGAGAGUCUUCACCCUGCAAUUUGAACAACACAAGCCCAACAGAAGAUGCUGGUAAACUUGUAGCUUCAGUCACAAACUCUGAUGCAUCACAGGCUGAAGCUAAUCACGCAGACACUGUGUCCAGUACUUACCUGUAUGAUACAGAUUUCAGCAAGAAGCUGAUGUCGGAGAUCCAGCGCUCUGUGUCUCAGGAAUCUCUGCUGGAUGAACUGGUUUCAGAGCUGAACUGUCAGCUUCCAAAUGGCCUGGCAAAAAAUCAGGGCUCCGUGGUUGCUUUUGAAAAGUGUGUUCAGUACAAGUACUCUCAGCAAGAAAAGGCCAUCAAAAGGUUGUCGGAUGAGAAUAAGAAGCAUCAGGAGCUUAUUCUGGGCAUAUGUUCUGAAAAAGACAACAUGAGAGAGGAGCUUAAGAGGAGGAUAGAAACUGAGAAACAACAUCUUUGUACAGUUAAGAAGCUUGAAAGCAGGGUGGAGGAACUACUGAAGGAGCUGAAAGAAUCCAAUGAGAAACUGGUUCACCAGGACCAGGCUGCUAAAAAUGCUAUUCAGCAGAUGCAGAGGGAGAUGGCCUACCGCCUUGAGCAGGCCAACAAGAAAUGUGAGGAGGCGCGACAGGAGAAAGAGACGAUGGUUAUGAAGUAUGUUCGAGGCGAAAAGGAGGCAUUGGACCUACGCAGGGAUAAAGAACAGUUAGAGAGAAGGCUUAGAGAGGCUACCGCAGAGGUGGACAAACAGGCCAGGAGAGGGAACCAGUUUGCACAGGAGAAAGGACGGCUUCAGCAACUACAUGACAGCAAGGAGAAUGAAAUAAACAGGUUGUCUCGGGAGCUGGAAAAGCUUAAGGAUGAGAUCAACUCUCAUGUCAUCAAAGUCAAAUGGGCCCAGAACAAACUGAAGAGUGAGACGGAUGCUCAUAAGGAAACCAAAGACAAGCUUAAAGAAACUACUGCUAAGCUGACCCAAGCUAAAGAGGAGACAGAACAGAUCCGAAAGAAUUGCCAGGACAUGAUUCGCACAUAUCAGGAGUCAGAGGAAAUUAAGUCUAAUGAAUUAGAUGCAAAGCUACGGGAGACCAAAGGAGAGUUAGAGAAGCACAAGCAGGAACAGACAGACCAGAUGGAGAUGCAUCGAGCCAAGAUAAAGGAGCUUGAGGAUCUAAAAAAGAGCUUCAAAGAAGGCAUGGAUGAGCUUACCACCCUUAGAACCAAGGUAAAGUGCCUGGAAGAUGAAAGGCCACGGUGGGAGGACGAGCUGUGUAAAUACAGAGAGAUCAUUAACAGACAGAAGUCUGAGAUCCAAAAGCAACAGGAGAAGCUUGAAGACAUCCCAAGACUAGAGGAGCUGAAUCAGAGAAAUGAACAGGAUAUUACCUCUUUGAAGGAGGAAGUAGAGAGUCUGAAUUCGCAGAUUGCAGACCUGCAAAAGGAUGUGCAAGGUGGACGAGUGCGUGAGGCUGAACUCCUGACCUUUACAGAGAAACUGACCAGUAAGAAUGCUCAACUGCAGUCUGAGCGCAAUGGUCUGCAGAAUCAACUGGACAACGUGACCACAAGCUCCAGAGAGCUGCUGAACAGACUGGAGGAGACAGAGAGAGCUCUUACAGACAUGACGGCCAGGCUUAAGAGAGAGGAGCAGCAGAGGCAGGAUGAAGUUCAGGCGUUACAGACUGAAAGGUCUGAGUUGCAAGCAAAAACUGAGCAGUUGAAGACUCAAGUAGAGGAGCUAAGAGACGAGCUGGUGACACAGAAGAGAAAGCAAGCAGCCAACAUUAAGGAUCUGACCAAGCAGCUUACACAAGCACGUAAGAAGCUGGAGCAAGUGGAAAAUGGUGGCUGUGAUCGGGAGGGCAGCAGCAUGGGCAGUCGCUCCAGCUCCUCAGGCUCUUUGAAUGUCAGAGGCAGCAGUAUGGAUGAUCGAUCCCCCGAGAACCAGUCAGGUUCUUCCGUGGUGGUGGUGGACAGUUUUCCAGAGGUGGACAAAGCCGUGUUAGUGGAGCGCAUUGUGCGACUACAGAAAACCCAUGCACGCAAAAAUGAGAAAAUCGAAUUCUUGGAGGAUCACAUCAAACAGCUUGUGGAGGAGAUCAGGAAAAAGACAAAAAUUAUCCAGAGCUACGUGCUUAGGGAAGAGACUGGAGCACUCUCAUCUGAGGCAUCAGACUUUACCAAAGCCCACUUGAGUAGGAAAGGGGGCAUAAUGGCCUCUCUGUACACAUCACACCCAGCCGACAGUGCCCUCACUCUUGACCUCUCACUGGAGAUUAACCACAAGCUCCAAGCUGUGCUGGAGGACACACUGCUCAAGAACAUAACACUCAAGGAGAAUCUGCAGACUCUGGGAGUAGAGAUUGAGAGACUAAUUCAGCAGCAGAGGCCCGCUGAAUCCAGUGUGAGCAGGAAGUGACAGCAGUGCUGUCAGUCUACACGGGUCUUUAUACGACAUCACAAAUGUGAAACCAGUUUACAAGUGGUCAGGUGCUCUGGAGGACUGUGUGACAAGCAGAAGAAGGUGAAAGACAUAUCAACCACAAAGCAACUGGAGGACUUUUGCUCUUCUGCAUCUGCUUACCGUCAGGCUUUGCUCCUGUCUGACUGAAUAGCAGAUCCUCUCAAACUGUCCCGUGUAAGCUGCUCUGUGAAAUGUAGCUACCGUAUCUGCUCCUUGUGACUAGAGCCAGUUUCUAAAACCACGGCCGAAUUGCACUCUCUUCAACCCGGUAACUUGUACAUGUAAAUAGCCUGGAUGGUGAAUGAUGUAGUAACUGUGUGAAUGGGUGUUCAACAAUGGUACUUCUGUCUUUUCUUUAAACAAUGAAAGUGCUUGAUCCUAUAUAUAAAAACAAAUGAUAACUCAUGGGUAAUGAUGCAUUUUAAAAACAGCCGAAUGCUCUAGACCUGCUCCAGUUCUAUUAUCUUCUGCAUACAGGCCACUGUUCUUUCUUUGACCCGUUAUGUAUAUGUGCCAGUUACUGAAUGUGUUACAUAAUGAGCAUACCCUAAUGCAUACCCUACGUCUUUCAGCUUGUGAAAGGUGACAUUUUUUGUCAUAAGGUGUCAAAAAGGCUAUGCCAAAAAUACACCCAAUGCACUUUGUCUAUAUUAAGUGUCACAUUACAUCUUAAUACAGAUUAAUCAUGACUACUGGGAUAAUUGCAAAUAUCUAGGGCAGGUCUUUAUUAUAUUUGUGUCUGGUCUAAGUUUAAAUUAAAUCAAUGUUGUUUUGUCUUGCUUGCUGAGAAGAAUUCAUUUGCCCUGCAGAGAAACUACCAGUAAUUACAUUGUAACACAGCCAUUUAUUUCUCUCCUUCAAUUUGGGUUUCUAUGUAUUAAGCUAUUUCGGGGCUUAUAAGGCAGUUCAAAUGGGCACGUGGAAUACCUGAUUACCUGAAGUACAGUGUAUGUUUUAAUGCAGUAAAAAGCAUUUGCAUAAAACUAUUAAAAGUAGAUGCAUGGGCAUUAUGAGGCGGAUGCUACAUUUAUGGUCGACUCUACUAAUCAGAUAUGAAUUUAAAUUUUAGUAUGGUCAUCCAGAGAUGCAAUUGACAAGUGUAAAAUUCACAUAUAAAAUAUUAUUGUUAUGAGUAUAAUCUUGGUACAAAACAUCUACAAUUAGGGUUUGUGAUUCCAUAAACAGCUAUUAGGAACAUUUUGAGAAUCUGACAUGACCUACUUAGUGAGAAAAUAGUACAGCACUAUUAUAAAGUGCAUGACUGGUAAUAAUGAAGGAAUCAGAUUUUCUUUAUAUAAGCUUGCCAGUUGUGUUAAAUAUCGGUAAGUGGUAUUUGUCAGUAACAUGCCAAACAUCCAACCACUAAAGAAAUGGUAAAUAACACACCUGGUGUGUUGAGGUAUAAAAAUAGUGCAGUACAGUUAUGCUGAGUAUAAUGUAUCCAACACUUGUGUGGAUGUGCUUUGUACAGACUAGAGGAUUGUACUAUUGCAGAACAGGAGCUUUUGGGCAGGUCAGACAGCCAGUUAAUGCUACACUAUGCUGGUAGAUCAAAAAUGUUUCUAAAUUUCAGAAAUAGCUCAAUACAGAUGUUUUGGCAAUAUAUAUUAAACUAUAAAAUUAUGAUUGGCCUUUUAUGAAUAUUGGCAUUUGGCAUCAGUUAAAAACGCACUGUUGCAAUUGACUAAUAAAAACAUGUUGACACAGUGUAUCUGCCAAUGGAUGGCACUACCCACAAUUCAUCUUUAAACUGUUGUCUUUAAACUAUUGCACUGUGCUGGUAAAUCUUAGUUUCUUAUUGAUGUGGAAACAUCUCCACCAAUAAACACAGCCAACCAGCAAAGUUGUGGCUUUAAGUUUGGAUAUGGGUGCACUGGACUUGAGCAGUCACCAGUAGAGUCAGACCUCUAUUACACAUAUCCCAGUCCCAUCCAGGUCAGGGUGUGAUCCCUGGAGCAAGUGUCCCAUUUAAGGACUUCUAAAGGAUGUUUUUGUGGCAUAUAAUUCCUCUGGUAAAAUCAAACCAGACUAAAUACUUUAUUCUGGUUCUGACUGCCUGGGUAGUUCUUGGCCAGUAGAUCUCUGCUUUUUCUUUUUAAUAGAAAAGAAUAGCUCAUUGCUGCGUAUUGCAAGCUUCUCCAAGGUAAAAUAUGAAGGAUAUAUUAUUAUUGGUGUACUGUGGUGGUGUACACAGGGACCAUCUUAUUUAUUGUCUUGUCAGUCAUUACCAGGUAUUAAGCCUGAAUGUAUGAAAUGAAGACUUUUGCCCUUAAGCUGCAAAGAUGGUUUAAUACCUGCGUAUGACACACUCCAUUUUCCCAAACACAUCCGAAAAAUCCCCUGCAAAGCAAGAUAAAAAUAUCUGUGCAGAGUAAACAGAAAUGUGCACGAGGCUGUGACCUCUAGGACAAACACUGUAAAUUCUGUCAAUAAUGUUAUGUUUAAUUAUUUAUUUUGUUUUCCUCUGAAUUUCUCUUGAAGUAUAAAAUGACAAAUUCUCUCUUGAAGUAUGUGUGUAUGUAAAUCAUAAGUGAUGAGAAAAAAAUCUUGGUUCUUUUUCUAUUCUGUCAUUUGUGCUUUGUUUAAUUAAGUAUUCGAACUAUGAUUAUAAACUUGUAGAUAAUGUCAUGUAAAAAGUGUAAUGUUUUUAAUCCCAAAAUCGUAAUUCCUGUCUGUACAUACGGUGCACAUAAGGAAUUAAAGGAUGUCGGUGUC